Molecule: messenger RNA, 1106 nt
Organism: Scomber scombrus (Atlantic mackerel)
Lineage: Eukaryota; Metazoa; Chordata; Actinopteri; Scombriformes; Scombridae
Product: histone H2A.Z
Exons: 5
Coding region: 95-481 (128 amino acids)
Cellular component (GO): nucleosome
Molecular function (GO): structural constituent of chromatin; protein heterodimerization activity; DNA binding
Source: RefSeq, a predicted model, not a curated record
GGGGGGGUUGUAGUUUAAACCAAUAGUCGUUAUCGAACAGAAAGCCGUUCGUUUUUUGUGUUGCAGUGUUAGAAGUUAUUUGAAGAUUUUAAAUAUGGCUGGUGGCAAAGCAGGUAAAGACUCCGGGAAGACUAAGACGAAGGCUAUUUCGCGCUCGCAGAGAGCUGGACUGCAGUUCCCCGUGGGUCGUAUCCACAGACACCUCAAGUCCAGGACCACCAGCCACGGCAGAGUGGGAGCCACUGCAGCGGUGUACAGCGCGGCUAUCCUCGAAUACCUCACUGCCGAGGUCCUGGAGUUGGCAGGAAAUGCUUCUAAGGAUCUUAAAGUGAAGCGUAUAACUCCACGCCACUUGCAGCUGGCCAUCAGAGGAGAUGAGGAGCUGGAUUCACUUAUCAAGGCCACUAUUGCUGGUGGAGGUGUUAUCCCUCACAUCCACAAGUCGCUGAUCGGAAAGAAGGGCCAGCAGAAGACCGUAUAACCUGAAGUGCUCUGGAAGUCGUGCCAUCUCAGGACGAAGUCUGCAUCAAGUGGUUAAAUGUCUUAGUGUAGAACACCUUUAAGAGUUAUUUGUAUGGUUGAGCUUGCAUUUACUCACCUGGGGUAUUUUUUAAAAGUGGCUUCAAAGAAGCUCAUUUUUGUGUUUUUGGCUUUUCUUUUUUUUCUGGUGCUGCAGUUUUUGUGUUGAAACUUGCUUUUGUGGCAUUCCCAUGUUAAAUUUGGUGUUUUAAUAAAGCUCUUAUUGGGCAUUUGCUGUUUGUUUCAGUUCUUGCUCAUGAUGUUUCUGUUGUAUUCAGUUAGUGACUCUGUUCAUAAGACUCCAGUGUACAUGUGUUUGGCGUUAGUGGUUUUAAUUUUAAAUCUUCCCAGUUUGAAACAAAACCCACCUUGGUUGACAGAAAGCAGAGGACAGCCACAGCUUGCAUGUGGAAUCAGUCAUUGCGUGCAAACCAUAUUCAACUUCCAGACAUUUGAUCACUUCCAACUUUGUGUAGCCUUGUUGCAUGAAUUGCAAAGCAUGUUCAACAUCAGUUUACCACUGGCCUGAAAUGAACUGGGGAACACCUGUAGUCAUUUUUGGAUUCUUCAAUAAAGAAGACUGGCAC